GGAAGUUUACUGCGGCGAUGAUUUAGGGAAUGAUGGGCCGGUUAUUCCCUACCACGUGGCAUAACUACUCACUUGUCAACGAGAAAGCUGGAACAUCAUAGCAUAAAUAUACAAUCAUUUCAAUAAUAUUCAUAAAUAUAUAUGUAUAUAUUAUAAAAUAUAUAUAUUCAAUAAUAAUACAUCAUUUCAAUAAUAUAGAAAUGCGACGAGAUUCGAUAAUUAUCUCAGGAAACGCCGACUAACGCGCUAUAUAUCGCGUAUGUAGCACGAUAGGCCACAUUCCAGAGAUUUCGUAUUGAACCGUUAUUUUUUGGUUGCUACGCAUACAUUGAAACAAAGUACAUAAAACUAUGGCUGGUCGAAGAGAACAACAUUCUGACAUGAAUCCAGAUUUAUUGGCAGAAAUGGACAGAUUUGAGAAAGAAAUAUCAUCUCCUUCUGACAUCCCUCUGCCUCCUGGGGUGAUUCUGUCUUCACCACGACCUCCACCAGAACGUGCGAGUGGCAAGAACAAUGAUCAAGCUAAUCGGCCAAUCAUUAGAGCUUCAACUUUUGAUUUGGUCGCCGAAGAGCUGAAAACACGCAAUACACAAAAGUUGCUAUCGUCUCCUCCACCCCCACCACCAUCAAUGGGUGGAGUAGUUACGCCAUCUCUACAAGGGAGUUUUCAAUCUAUACCUAGUAAUACACAGGUUGGACAUGUGCAGUCUCCUCAAAGCUCUGCAAUGUUUGUUCCACAUCAGCUUCACCAUCGGACCCAACAGCCACCAAGACUGCCAGGUCCUUUCAUGCAUGGUCCAGCAAGACCUUUUGAGGGAUCUAGUGGAUCAAGUGCUAUGGUGCCUGGCAGUAGUGGAAUGCCUUCUGGCCAUGUUGGUCCAAGAGGAUCAUUACCUGGUUAUGGAUCGAAUGGGCCACCGAUGAGACACAUGGGUCAAAGGCCUGCCAUAAGACCUCCAGGAACUUAUAACAUCCCCUCAAAGAUGGGAAGCUCGGCAGAUGGUCCUAUGCCCAACUUUGGCCAAGAGAGACUAUUUGCUCCUCUGCAAGGAGGGGUCAUCGACAAGCCGCCAAUGAGGCCAAAACCUUCUCAAGUUGUGUACUCUGCAAAACCUACCCUGUACAAAGACACGAAUAAGAGACACAAGAAAGAUGAUAAACCUAUCAUUGAAAAGAUCAUGGAAGCAGACCAGGCACUAGUAGAGCAGCCACUACUUGAAACACAGGCAGCAGCAGCAACCCAACCAGCAGGGCCGACAUCUGUGUCAGCAUCCGGUGCUCUCACGCCGACGCCAGUAACGUUGUCUGCGGCUGGGGAUGCCAUCAUCAGUGAUGAUUUAGAGCGUAGGCUGAAGGAAACCGAGAUGGCGUUCAUACAUAAGCAGAAACAGCAGAAGACAAAGAAGGAGAAAAAGAUAGUGCGCAUGGCUGGUGGUCAGGUGUGGGAGGACAAUUCCUUGCUGGAAUGGGAUCCAGAUGAUUUUCGCAUAUUUUGCGGCGAUCUUGGCAACGAGGUAAAUGAUGAGAUACUGGCACGGGCGUUCAGCAAGUAUCCAACCUUCCAGAAAGCCAAGGUCGUCAGGGACAAGCGAACACAGAAGACAAAGGGAUACGGUUUUGUGAGCUUCAAGGACCCGCAAGACUUUUCACGAGCUAUGAGAGAGAUGGAUGGCAAAUAUGUGGGAUCUAGACCAAUCAAGCUGCGCAAAAGUGCGUGGAAGGACAGGAAUAUUGAUAUUGUCAAGAAGAAGCAAAAAGAAAAGAAGAGGCUUGGAUUGAGAUAGUGCCUCGUGAUGAGCCUGCAAGAUGAACAUAAGUCAUGAAUUACUGUAUUCAUGUGUUUUGUGUGCACAUAUAUAUAUAUAUCAAGAGUGCAUAAUAGAGAUAAUGCUCUAUUAUGCACU
Priapulus caudatus is the source of this 1904-nucleotide messenger RNA. Its product is annotated as RNA-binding protein 42-like. NCBI's taxonomy places the organism in Eukaryota, Metazoa, Priapulida, Priapulimorpha, Priapulimorphida, Priapulidae. The coding region runs from base 351 to 1784 and encodes 477 amino acids. The record is from RefSeq and is a predicted model, not a curated record. Gene Ontology annotation, molecular function: mRNA binding. The transcript is spliced from 9 exons.